AGCGCAAUGCUUUAAAGUUUAACCUGUGAACAUACACUGUAAGCCGUAUGCCAAGAUGUUCCUCUUUAACAUCCAUUCAGAACAAAUAUGACGAUCAAAUCUGAACCUGGCAAGCUUGAACAAAAGCAAAUCAAAACUUCAGCAAGAGGUUAUACGUAUGGCUAUUAUACCUCUCCCGCUCAAGAUGGAAAGCCCACUUUGUUACUCUUACAUGGUUGGCCAGAUGAUUCUUCGCUUUGGUAUACGAUUGCGAACGAUGCUUUGAUUCCGAACGGAUACGGUGUCAUCGUUCCUGAUUGCUUGGGCUAUAGUCUUAGCGAUAAACCAGAUGAUUAUAAAGAGUACGAUUCAAAAGCGAUGGCUACCGAUUUUGCAGAAAUCAUCAAAACUGAAGGAAUAGAUAAAGUUAUCGUGAUUGGACAUGAUUGGGGAUCAGGGCUAGCCCAAGGAUUUUAUUUCUUUCAACCUGAACAUUGUUCAGCCUUGGGGAUGUGCAAUGUUGCCUAUAUCCCACCUUCAACACAAAAGAGGGAUAUCGUCGCAAUGAAUGACCAAUUUGAAAAGAUUUAUGGUUAUCGUUGUUUCAACUAUAUGUCUUGGUUCGCUUCAGAUGAAUCAGAUGCGAUUUGUGACGCACAUGUAGAAUCUCUAUUUCAUCUUUGUCAUGCAAAAGUGGACGAAAAUCAAGAUCCUACAAAAGGAAAUUUGUUCACCACUCCAGAUGGUAUCAAAAAGUUCAUACAAGCUGAUAUAAAACCCGAAACGCAUCCUUCUAUAACACCCCAAUUCAAAAAGCAUUGGAUAGAAAAAUUGACAGAAGGUGGUUUCCAUGCACCAUUUAAUUACUAUCGUAACUUUAUAAACAGUCAAGGCACACACGACAACAAAGCUGGACCAAAGGUGGACGUACCUACUCUCUUCGUAGGCUAUAGCGGUGACCUAGUCUGUCGUGCCGAAAACAUUCAGCCAAGCAUACAAGCUGGUCUGUUGCCAAAUCAUACAAAUACAAUCUUAUCAGGUGGACAUUGGGGAUUGCUUCACGAAUCGGAUGCUUUCAAUGAGGCUGUUCUAAAAUGGCUCAAAUCUUUGAAUGUCUAAGAUAGUUUCUAUAUCGAUAUAUUGUACAAUGAGAUUGUCGGAACUUUAUGUAUCAACCAGAAUGACAUCUUUGGGAUCAAUUAAUUGCUCCCGAUCAUCUUCAGGUAUGGGAUCGGCAGGUAACGAAGUGAUAGAUCUACGAACAGGAUGUUGUUCAUUCAAACGUGAGAUAAAUCCAGCCACUUCUUCGCAAAUCAUCAACGCUUCCUUUUUCCAUCCUGCAUAGUAUCCAAUAGCAAAAACAUCAUGUGGAGCAUGAGGCAUUUCAAAAUACUCCAACUUGUUUCCUUUGAUAUCUUGCAUUAUUUUAACGAAUGAUCUGAUCGUAUCACACAAGAUUUCUGCUCCUCCCGAUUGCACAUAUAUAGGCACUGUGGUUGAGAAUGGGUAUCGUACUGGUGAGAUAUAA
Molecule: messenger RNA, 1507 nt
Organism: Meira miltonrushii
Lineage: Eukaryota; Fungi; Basidiomycota; Exobasidiomycetes; Exobasidiales; Brachybasidiaceae
Product: alpha/beta-hydrolase
Exons: 1
Coding region: 88-1098 (336 amino acids)
Molecular function (GO): hydrolase activity
Source: RefSeq, a predicted model, not a curated record